Meloidogyne enterolobii is the source of this 727-nucleotide messenger RNA. The record is from the annotation of a GenBank genome assembly. Lineage: Eukaryota; Metazoa; Nematoda; Chromadorea; Rhabditida; Meloidogynidae.
GAAAUAAAUGACACAAAAUAAUACUUUCCAAAAUUGCCAAACAUCGCGCAUUUAUUCGGCUGGAUUUAUUUCCAAUCCUUAUACUUCUUUCCGCUCUUGUUGUCUCAGCUUUAACAUAAAAGAUCAUGUCCAACUUUGCGGUGUUAUCAGCCUUUCAUUGUUUUUUUGUCUUGUUAUUAUUUCACUUUUGAUUUUUGGGGCUCUCUCAAUGUUUUAUAUAAUUUGGGGUGCUAUUGUUUAUAGCCUUUUAAUGAAAAGUAUUUUUAGAGUUAAUGAAAAGAAAUAUGUGGUUGUCUAUUUAAUAUUUGAGAUCCUCCAAAUUGCUUUUUAUUUUGCCUUAAUUUCUUAUAUUUUGUUACCUUUGGUAUUAUUCCAAGUUCCAAAUCAACGCUGCGAGCCUUACUCUAGAUUUUACAAUGGAACACUUGAAACAGGCGAAAUAUGUAGAAGGACAGCGAUUGUUGAAGAUUAUAUAGAACUUCUUUUAUUUUUAUUUCUUUUGUCUAUGGCCAAAUUUUAUUUUGUCCGUGUUUUUUCUCAGUAUUACAAAUAUUUGGUUUGGAAUGAAAAAAUAAAUAUUCAUUCGGCACAUUAUUUUAAUGGAAGUGGUGUGCAUAUUUCUGCAAUGCAACAAAAUGUUUUUCAACCACCGCCUCCAUUUUGGCAAACUCCUCCACCUUCUACCACCACACAAAAUAUAACAAAUGGUUUUGUAUUAAUUUUUUGA